Molecule: messenger RNA, 960 nt
Organism: Lachancea nothofagi CBS 11611
Lineage: Eukaryota; Fungi; Ascomycota; Saccharomycetes; Saccharomycetales; Saccharomycetaceae
Source: the annotation of a GenBank genome assembly
AUGAGUGCUACUUGUACCGUUAAACAACGGCGCAAUACUUGUAAGAAAGUUAAGGAGGGGGAGAGUCAUCAAAAUGCCAGGAAAUAUGGAAAUAAGGGUCUUUGCCACUACGGAGAUCUCCCAGAGUGGCAGAGGGAUAACGACAAAAUCAAGAGUGGCUACGUGCGGGAAACAGGUUCUUUCCAAAAAUGUCUUGAGUCACUUCUGUAUUUCCACAACGAAACGUUGAACAUAUACACACAUUUGAUUCCCAGCGGCACUUACCUGGUGCUGUUGAUGUUUUUCACAGAUUUGGUCUUGAUCCCAAAAUUCCCUUCGACAAAUAUGUCGGACUAUAUUAUGAUCAACUUCUACCUGCUGGGGGCAUUUCUUUGCCUCAUGUGCAGUAGCUGCUUCCACUGUCUCAAACAGCACUCAGAGGCGCAUUCUGAUAUCUGGAGUAAAGUCGAUUACAUGGGGAUUAUAGUACUCAUUUCAUGCUCAACUGUGUCGCUACUAUAUUAUGGAUUUCACGACUAUCUUUUCCACUUUAAGGUUUUUACCAUUGCAGUGGUCAUUUUAGGGUCCUGCUGUGCUGCGUUUGUGCUUAACGACCGUUUCAACGCUAAAAAUUGGCGUGCAUGCAGAGCUGCGUUUUUCGUGCUAUUUGGGUUCAGCGGGAUUGUACCCAUUUUUACCGGCCUCGUCAAGUUCGGAGUGGAAGAGUCAUCUAAGAGAGUGCAAUUGCGAUUUGUUCUAUGGGAGGCGUUCUUUUAUAUUGGUGGUGCCAUUAUAUAUGGAUUGCGUCUGCCUGAAACGCUACUGCCUGGCAAAUUUGAUUUUGUAGGCCACAGUCAUCAGAUAUUUCACGUACUGGUUGUUUUGGGUUCGCUUUGCCAUUUCAGAGCUCUCAUUGGCUCCUAUUUCUUCUUACACACUGGCAUAAGCACUUCCAGCUUAUUGAACUUGAAGACAAUAUAA